GUACAAGCUCAGCUGUCAACGUCUCUCUCUGUUACGCCUCUUCGCGACAAGGGAUUGGGGUCGAAAUAUAAAAUUGCAAAACAAUCAUUCAUGACGUCUUUCUGCUUGUGCAUUCCUCGAUUCCCCCUUUCACGCUCUGUUUCUCGUCUGCAAAAUUCGCCUCAACAGGCAUCACACAAUUCCUAUCGAUCUAGCAGCACAUCUCCAGCGUCCAUUUCCACAUCUACGUCCACUACACGUAUCGGACAGCAGCCCUUGCCCAUAGGACUACAGCUCAAGUCAUGUCUAGACAAAUGGUAUAUCAUUGACCAAGUGCUUUCCGAGCGACGUGCCGCUGGAAGGACUUGGUGUGUGUACAGUGCGACACAUGAGGGGAAGCAGUUCAUUCUCAAGGACAUCAUUCCAGGCGACUUCGACUACAUUAUUUCGCUACAAAAGCAUGUCGAGCACUCUUCCCAUGUUCGAACAGCCGUGGAUAGCAUUCCUGAGCGGCAUAUUCUCGUCUUCCCCUAUCUCGAGAAGGGACUGCUCCAUGUCGACAUCUCAGCUCUUUCUUCCGUCGCCAAAAAGGCCAUCAUAAGAGAUGCUCUUACUGGCCUCGCUGAUCUGCACGACAAGCACAUCAUCCACACCGACAUCAAGCCUACAAAUAUCAUGGUGAAUUCUUUCCAUCAGGAUAAUGGCGACCUUGGAUGGUGCAAUGUCCAGAUCACCGACCUGGAAUCUGCCGUGAUACUGCCGCCCAAAGCCAAGGGCCUCACAGACCGGUUAUCGGGGAACCACUUCUGGAGAAGCCCUGAGGCUUGGGCUCGGGGGAUCCAGAACACCCCAUUAGACAUAUACUCCUUUGCCAUCGUCGCAAUAUUCGCGUGGACAGGGAGGAUGGUGUUUUAUUCCGACGAGGCGAACCGUGCUUCCCCCGAGGAGCAGGCGCACCUGAUACUCCGGCGCCACUUGUCGUUCUUUGCCAGCGAGAUGGAGGAUUUCGAGGGCUUUAUUGCGUAUCACGGGGGAGACGGUAAUCCGUUUGUCGGGCGUCUCAAGGACCUGCUCUAUACCUUCAGCGAGGAGGAGCCGAGGCUGCCCUUUGGGAGGUGGCAGCAGGUGGACCCCGGGUUUAGGGAUCUCAUCUGCAAGAUGACCUGCAUGGACCCUUUGCGGAGGAUCGCGGCGCGGCAGGCCUUAGAGCAUCCUUGGUUUGUUGAAGACUAAGAGGCCCGGUACGGGUAAUCCCCGGCGAGCGCUGUCUGCGCAUACGAUAGGUUCGGGGUGAACGCCACAGCACCUCAAGAUGUAUCCAGUUCAAGACGAAUAAGCAUUGUUCGACGGAUGCC
This is a messenger RNA of Canariomyces notabilis, 1334 nucleotides long. RefSeq names its product kinase-like protein. The transcript has 5 exons. Gene Ontology annotation, cellular component: nucleus; cytoplasm. Gene Ontology annotation, molecular function: ATP binding; protein serine/threonine kinase activity. Gene Ontology annotation, biological process: mitotic DNA damage checkpoint signaling; protein phosphorylation. Bases 91 to 1212 code for a protein of 373 amino acids. The record is from RefSeq and is a predicted model, not a curated record. NCBI's taxonomy places the organism in Eukaryota, Fungi, Ascomycota, Sordariomycetes, Sordariales, Chaetomiaceae.